GAAGAAGCCUCAAUGCGACUUGUGCUACAGUCUAGGAGCCCGUUUGCAGAGCGGGUUCGAAGUUGCGCGUUGCGCAAGGUCCCUCUUUUCUCCCGGUGGCCCUCUGAGAAUGCAACUACGCUUCACAUGAAGAAGAUGACAUGAGAGGAGAUGUGAGAGUAGUCUUGUAGCCCAAAGUGAGAGCGAAAUACUUUAAAUCCAUGUCGCAGUUCAAUUCUCCAGAAGACGAAUGGCGUAGCUCCUUUCGUCGCUCCUCAGACUCUUCAGAUGGAGAGAGCGCCGAGGAAGACGACUCGUCCUGUCUUUCGUCCGGUUCUGAGGCGUGCGAAACAUAUGGAAACCACCUCUGGCUGGAUGUUGCUGGUAGCCGGCCACGCAGUGCCGACUCGGAUAUAGUUUCUGCGGUCAAGAAGGGUGAUAUCGAUGCAGUCAAGCGCCUGGUGGAGGAAACGCAGCCGGGCAACGAGCGGAGGACGCUUGUGAACUCUACCCGGCACUGGACCGAAGUAGAUUACAAAAUCGGCGGGUAUACGAAGGAGUGGGAGUGGCACGACAUGACAGCGCUUUCGUACGCGGCGUAUGGUGGCCACGUCGACGUCGUCCGCUACCUUUUACACACUGGCGAUGCCGAUCCGACACUAAGCGGCUGUCCGGUAGCAGACGAGUAUUAUGAUGCGAGCAAAGCGGGAGCGGCGGGACAGUCGAAAUUGCUGAAGUGGAUGAUGGAGUUACUUUCCCCGGAGUGCAUCGAAAAGCUGAGUUUCGCCGAGGAUUGCGGAUUCCCCUGGAAAAAGAACUGCUUCUCCGUUGACUGGUACUUUGCUCACCACUGGACACGGUGCAAAACGCCCGAGCGGGAUUGUCUCUGGCCAAGCUUAGCAACUUAUGAGAAGCAGGGUCUAUUUAAACUUGUCAACGAAAAGUACUACGACCCAAACUUCUUCCGCCCACCAGAGGAGGCAUACGCCGUGCUCGCGUUUCGCCAGAAAUUUUCGAAAAUCGAAGCGAUGCUGGAAGCGGUGCAGCCAUUUUGGGAGGUGGCAUCUUAUUCCAACCCCAACUACGGACAAACCAAACGCGAGGUUUUCUCGAAUCAGUGCGAAAAUGUGGACGGUAUGCGAGAAGCCCUGGCUCUGGCGGAAGAGAGCGCGACAUUGGACUGGGAAUGUUCCAUGAAAGAAGAUGUCGAGGCGGUAGCAAAGGAUCUCGCGGUGUUUAAGAAUAAGUUGCUGUGGCGAGCGCAGCAUUAUCGCGCGAAAAACAGGAACGCGUCGGGGCGGAAAGGCUACUGGCACUAUCUGGACGACGGGAGCACGAUCGAAAGAGGACCUUCCAUAUCGGGCGCCAGGCACUUCGGUCGGCGCGGAGGGUGAUGUGCGAUUAGUGCAGAAAGCACGCUGACGUGAAAUGCUAUCUUUAUCUUUGCGUGAGCGUGUACGUGAUGAAGUUGAAAAAUGUCUGCGGAACAAAAACUCUUCAUAAGGACAAGUGUGUCCGCUUGUGAGCAAAACUUGUAAUUCGAAAUAUACAACAAGGAUGUGGUAAGACUAAGAUUGCGAU
Amoebophrya sp. A120 is the source of this 1560-nucleotide messenger RNA. The record is from the annotation of a GenBank genome assembly. Lineage: Eukaryota; Dinophyceae; Syndiniales; Amoebophryaceae.